CUGGAACUCCCGAUCCCCGCAAUCUUUCCAGUGCUACAUGCUACAAGUCAUCCAAGGACAUGUCCGACACUCAAGAGCUGUACCAGUGUCCAGUCUGCUCCAAGAGCUAUAAACGGCGGGAGCAUCUGCAGCGGCACUGGAGCUCCCACAACUCCUACCGACCCUAUCGCUGCACCCAGUGCAGCCGAGCCUUUCAGAGGCAUGACGUGCUGAAACGCCACGCCCGGACCUGCGAAGCCAGGGCGAAAGGCCUGAUGCCGCCGUCCGGCCGAAGACGCGCCUGCGACCUGUGCGUCCGCCAGAAGAAAGCCUGCAGCUCGACCCAACCCUGCAGGAAUUGCGAGAGGCUCUCCGUCCCAUGUUCCUAUUCCUUCAUCACCACCAACCCGGAGGGUAGUAGAAGCGGCGACACACCACAGACCAACAUGUCGGCCGGGAGCGAGUCGAGCGAGAGUUUGACGACACCGAGCGUCGAUGGCCUCAACUCGGUCGCCGGCAGCGCAUGCGUGGGCGCGGGCCCAGGUGCAGCGGCUUUCGACGACCUCAGCGCUGUCAUCUUCGGGACCCCUCUGGAGCCCGACAUGCCGUACCCGUCGGCCACGAGCGCGAGCUACUUGGACUUUUUGGAUCUCAUGUCGGAAGGCCCCGUGUUGGACGACGGCUUCGUGCUGGACGGGCACGGCACCGCGUCGGACGAACCGUCGCAUCGCGAACCUGAAGGCGACGGUGAAGGCGACGGUGAAGGGGAAGGGGAAGGGGAAGGAGACUACGAAGGUGAAGGCGAACUCGCCACACACCCGGCUCAGCACAGGGUCUAUUCUUUCAUGUUUUUGGACAACUUCACUAAACGGACGGGCCUGAUCGAUUCCUUCGACUGCGGCACUCCGGCCUUGCGAGAGGAGACUGUUUCGGCUUUCCUGCAGCAAGAAGCCGAGGCCGAUGCCCUCUCACGACGGAUGGCGGCGCCCAACGCCGUACCUUUACCUGUACCUGUGCCAGUGCCUGUACCUGUACCUAUACCACUACCCAGGCAGAUGCCGACGCCGAGUUUGUCGGAUGGCCUCGCUGCGCUGCCGACAGAGAGUCUGAUGUCCCCCGCCGGCUCCAUAGUCCACACGCCACCCAUCGUUCACAACCCAUGGCUUCACGAACCCCUGACGAUCAAGAUCCACCAGAUCGUCGUUCGCGUGAGGGAGACGGUGACGACGAAGCCGCGGAACAGCGCCAUCACAUUCGACUGGUCACCCCUGCUGGAGCAGAAGUGCCUCGGCUUCUUCUCGCCGGUCAAUGUGCGGAAGUUUCUCGCCUUGUACUGGGCCAUCUGGCAUCCCAACAUUGACAUGAUUCACCGGCCGACUUUUGACCCGGCGACUUGUAAACUGACGCUGCUUUCCGCCAUGGCCGUCAUAGGUGCAUCGAUUUCCCCUGACCCUCUUGACAAUGACAAUGCGAGGCUGUGGUUCAACUGUGUCGAGGAAAUGGUUUUCAAUGAUGACGACCUUUGCUCCGAGCCCCUCUAUACCCUGGACACCGGCGUCUUGAUUCCCGCCACACAGAAGCGCAAGGUACAGGCUCUUCAGGCCGCGUAUACCGUCUGCCUCUACCAGAAUUGGGAGGGUACCGAUGCCAGUAAACAGCGGAUUCGUCGGUACCGGUAUAGUACAGUUGUUUCGGUGGCCCGAGAUAUUGGAAUUGCGUCUGCGAGGCACCACGAUUGCAGAAAACAGACAGGAUACGAGUUUGACUGGAAGGCCUUUGUGGUAAAGGAGGAAUUGAUACGAACAUUUCUUUGGAUCUUCCUCCUCGACCAUGCCUUUGUCAUAUUCAACAAUCUUCCCCCUCGGUUGGUAAUCAAAGAGAUGAAGAUGCACAUGGCAAGGCCCGAUGCAUGCUUCCAAGCCGCCACGGCAGAGGAAUGCCUCGAAGAGAUCCAAAAUUGGAGUGCGCGCUCGCCCUUCCUGCCUUUGUUGAUACUCAGCGAAGCGGUGGAACUGGUCUGCAGAGGCGAGUUGGGUGAAGACAUGCACAGGAGUCUUGCCGAUCUGGGGCCGCUAAACCUCUUUGCGGUAGUAUCAGCCUUCCACUCCCUCAUCUUCCAGCACCAAAACGCGUUCGGCGGAGACGGUCAGAUGGUGGCGAUCCGCCACGCACUAAGCAAUUGGAAAGCCAUCUGGGAAUUCUACUCCGGCCACCUCUCCUCGGUACCCCCGCACGCGAUGGUGGCCAGGGCUAGGCUCACUCCGGACAACGCCUGGAGACGGAUCGGGUUUCAGCGGCACGCGCCCGAGUUUUGGCUGCUGGCGAGCGUCAUCAUGGGGCGGCUGACCAGUGCGGACCACUCGUGGCGGCGGCAUGAGAGUUCGUCUUCGUGGGUCACGCCGCCUGCGCAUGCGAGUCCUCGCGACGAUCGGAUUUUCACAAAGUACGACCAGACGAGUAUGCACCAGGUCAACGAACUCAUAUCGGACUUUCACAAGGUCCAAAUAUAGCGGAACGAAGAUUUGGCCGUCUCUUAUUUUGUCUCCGUCCCUGCGAUGGUGUGGCCGAACUUGUCGUAUCUCCUGGAUGUUCAUCGUCGUCGUGUGUCGUCUCCAAAUGUCUUCAUGAAUCCUGUGAUCGGAGAGUAUGAGAUCUCAGCCAUGGAUCGGGCAGUGAGUAACUAGGUAAUCGCCAGGAUCGUUUUCAUCUUAUCUGAGGUCAAGAACAACAACGCCAUCACAAAGUACCUGGCAGACCUGAAAGACAAGAGGGACGGGCACCAUUUUAAUCCUCUUGUCCGAACCUCCGAACCUCGUCCAAACAUAUUUUUACCCCGGCUUUGGCUUUCGCGUGGUACAUGUUAGUGGGAGAGGUUAGUGGCAGAGGUUAGUGGCAGAGGUUAGUGACAGAGACAACUUUAUUCCUCG
Messenger RNA from Sodiomyces alkalinus F11, 2906 nucleotides. RefSeq lists its product as hypothetical. The coding region runs from base 60 to 2489 and encodes 809 amino acids. The record is from RefSeq and is a predicted model, not a curated record. The transcript has 5 exons. Gene Ontology annotation, biological process: regulation of transcription by RNA polymerase II; DNA-templated transcription. Gene Ontology annotation, cellular component: chromatin. Lineage: Eukaryota; Fungi; Ascomycota; Sordariomycetes; Glomerellales; Plectosphaerellaceae. Gene Ontology annotation, molecular function: RNA polymerase II cis-regulatory region sequence-specific DNA binding; zinc ion binding; DNA-binding transcription factor activity, RNA polymerase II-specific.